UCCUGCCGUAGUGAACGUACGUCGUCAUGGCCGAGGCCGGUUGUUGUUGGAUGUCUCUGGCUUAAAAUGACUUUUUUCUUUUCUGUUUGUUUAAAUCGAUGCUAACCUACCAACGUGGGCUUCGUCGCGGCACGGUGGAUUUACCGGGUUUUUAAACGGAGAGGAAAACCAAUAUUCCACAAAUUCUAUCGGUUUUGUUUUAUCGGCGCUGCUGCUCUCCCUGACCGGGAGCUACGGCUACUAGCUAACAGGAGUACAGCAGCGUUAGCUACAUGCUGCUGCCAGACCACCAGCUUCAUAGAGAUAAUAAAGAACUUCUGAAGUGGGAAAUCGUCCUUUGGCUACUUUUCUUACCGGCGACUCACAGGGAACAUAAAAACACAAGGUUAACCUCUUGGGACAUUUCAGUACCAGUUCUCAGGUCUGUAUUUUGGACUCUGACAUGGCUGGACGCAGUGAAGAUGAAAGUGCUAGCAAUAGCAGCGGAGAAUCAAGUAAUUCCGAUGAUGAGUCCGGCUCCCGUUCAGGUUCAGCCUCUGCUUCCAGUUCAGGUUCCAGUUCCAGCUCCUCCAGCAGCAGCAGCCGAUCCGGGAGCAGUGACUCUGGAAGUGGCUCAGACUCUGGCAGCCAGUCAGAUUCUGACACUGAGAAAUCAAACGAGAAGAUGGAGCCACAAAAUAAGUCAAACAUCGAUGGAGCUGAGUUCUGGAAGUCCAAUCCAAGCAUCCUGGCAGUGCAAAGGUCUGCUAUGCUCAGAAAACAACAACAGCAACAACAGAAACAAGAAUCCUCGAACAGUGGCUCUGAUGAGGACUCUUCAAGUAGUGAUGAAUCUGAAACAUCAAGUGGAUCUAAAAAGAGAAGAAACUCAGACUCCUCUGACUCUGGAUCAGGCUCUGGCUCUGGGAGUGACUCUGGAUCGGAUUCAUCAGCAGAGGAUAACAGUAAUGAAACCGCAUCGGACUAUGAGCCUAGUCCCAAAUUCAAAAGCAGAAAGCCUCCAACCAAGAUGGCUUCUCGAAAUGGGAAAAAAUAUGUCACCCAGAAAAGUUCAUCUUCCGAGGAUGAGAAUAACUACACAAAGAUGGUCUCUGCGGGGCCGAGGCGGCAGGCCACAGUCAACGUCAGUUACAAGGAGGAUGAGGAGUUGAAGACAGACUCUGACGAUUUGGUGGAGGUUUUGGGUGAAGAUGUCCCACAGCCUGAGGAAGACGAGUUUGAAACAAUAGAGCGAGUGAUGGACUGCAGGAUAGGAAGAAAAAAAGCUAUAGGGAGUUCAACCACUGUAUAUGCUAUAGAGGCAGAUGGAGACCCUAAUGCCAACUUUGAUCCCAGUAAAGAGGCUGGUGAGAUCCAGUAUUUUAUAAAGUGGAAGAAUUGGGCCCACAUCCAUAAUACUUGGGAGACUGAGGAGGCGCUGAAGUUGCAGAAUGUUAGAGGGAUGAAGAAACUGGACAAUUUCAAGAAGAAGGAUCAAGAGAGAAAAAGAUGGUUAAAGGCAGCUUCACCAGAAGAUAUAGAAUAUUUCAAUUGUCAGGAAGAAUUGAUGGAUGACCUGCACUCUCAGUAUCAGCUUGUGGAGCGAAUAAUAGGACAUUCAAAUCAGAAGUCAGCCGCUGGUUAUCCAGACUACCUUUGCAAGUGGCAGGGUUUACCAUAUUCAGAGUGUAGCUGGGAAGAUGGUGCUUUGAUUGCCAAGAAGUUCCAGAAAUGCAUUGAUGACUACAUGAGCAGAAAUCAGUCUAAAACUAUCCCAUCUAGAGAUUUCAAGCUGAUGAAACAGAGGCCGAGGUUUGUGCCUAUGAAGAAGCAGCCAGCUUACAUAGGAGGUGAUGGACUGGAGCUCAGAGACUACCAGCUGCAUGGUUUAAACUGGAUGGCCCACUCCUGGAGCAAAGGGAACAGUUGUAUUCUUGCUGAUGAGAUGGGCCUAGGGAAGACCAUCCAGACCAUCUCCUUCCUCAACUAUCUGUUUCAUGAGCACCAGCUGUAUGGGCCAUUCCUGCUGGUGGUGCCCCUCUCUACACUAACUUCCUGGCAGAGGGAAAUCUUCCUCUGGGCUCCACUAAAGAAUGUUGUCGUCUACCUGGGAGACAUCAACAGCAGGAAUAUGAUCAGAACACAUGAGUGGAUGCAUGUACACAGCAAGAGACUGAAAUUUAACAUCAUUCUCACAACAUAUGAGAUCCUUCUCAAAGACAAGUCAUUUUUGGGCAGUGUUAACUGGGCGUUCAUUGGUGUGGAUGAAGCUCACCGACUGAAAAAUGACGACUCCCUCCUCUAUAAGACGAUGAUCGACUUCAAGUCCAAUCACAGACUCCUAAUCACUGGAACACCACUACAGAACUCUCUAAAAGAGCUCUGGUCCCUGCUGCACUUCAUCAUGCCUGAAAAAUUUCACUCUUGGGAGCUGUUCGAGGAGGAACACGGUAAAGGCAGGGACUCUGGUUACACCAGUCUUCACAAAGAGCUGGAACCGUUUCUGCUGCGCCGUGUCAAGAAGGAUGUAGAGAAAUCUCUUCCAGCUAAAGUGGAACAAAUCCUCCGAGUCGAGAUGAGUGCGAUCCAGAAACAGUAUUACAAAUGGAUUCUGACCAGGAACUAUAAGGCUCUCAGUAAAGGCACCAAAGGCAGCACAUCAGGAUUCCUGAACAUCAUGAUGGAGCUGAAGAAAUGUUGUAAUCACUGUUACCUCAUCAAGCCUCCAGAUGACGACGAGUCUCUUAACAAAGCUGAAGCUUUACAGCAACUGAUCCGCAGUAGUGGAAAGCUGGUUCUUUUGGACAAACUACUUGUGCGUUUGAAGGAGCGAGGUCACAGAGUCCUCAUCUUCUCCCAGAUGGUACGGAUGCUUGACAUUCUGGCUGAAUACUUGAGGUGUCGGCAGUUCCUUUUCCAGCGAUUAGAUGGCUCCAUUAAAGGGGAGAUGCGGAAGCAGGCGUUGGAUCAUUUUAAUGCUGAAGGUUCAGAGGACUUCUGCUUCUUGCUAUCUACACGUGCGGGUGGCCUUGGUAUCAAUCUAGCAUCAGCUGAUACAGUGGUGAUCUUUGACUCAGACUGGAACCCCCAAAAUGAUCUACAAGCCCAAGCCAGAGCCCACAGGAUUGGACAGAAAAGACAGGUGAAUAUUUAUCGACUGGUGACGAAAAGUUCUGUAGAGGAGGACAUCAUUGAGAGAGCAAAAAAGAAAAUGGUGCUGGACCACCUUGUGAUUCAAAGAAUGGAUACCACAGGAAAAACUGUCCUGCAUACUGGUGCUGCUCCCUCAAGUUCAGCACCAUUCAGCAAGGAAGAGCUCUCUGCCAUUUUGAAAUUUGGUGCUGAAGAGCUUUUCAAAGAGCCAGAAGGUGAAGAGCAGGAGCCUCAGGAAAUGGACAUUGAUGAAAUCCUUAAAAGAGCUGAAACCAGGGAGAAUGACCCUGGACCUUCCACUGUAGGAGAAGAGCUGUUAUCUCAGUUCAAGGUCGCCAACUUCACCGUGAUGGAAGAUGAGGACAUAGAUAUGGACUCUGAGAGAAGUCAAAGGAGCUGGGAUGACAUAAUUCCCGAAGAGCAAAGGAGGAGGAUGGAGGAAGAAGAGCGACAAAAGGAGCUGGAAGAAAUCUACUUAUUACCACGCAUGAGGAAUUGUGCCAAACAGAUAAGCUUUAACUCUAAUGUGGGUCGGCUGAGUAGAAACAGGAGAUACUCAGGCUCUGAUAGUGACUCUGCCUCAGACCGGAAAAGACCAAAAAAACGAGGACGACCUCGGACCAUUCCACGGGAAAAUAUCAAGGGCUUUACUGAUGCUGAGAUCCGCAGGUUUGUCAAGAGUUACAAAAAGUUUGGAGGACCACUGGAGAGAUUGGAUGCCAUUGCUCGUGAUGCUGAACUCGUGGAUAAGUCUGAACACGACCUGAAACGAUUGGCAGAAACCGUCCACAAUGGAUGUGUGAGAACGCUGCGUGAAAACCCCUGUGGACCAGAGAAAACGUCAGGAGGCCGAAGAGGGAAGGUGAAAGGUCCUACAUUCAGAAUUUCUGGAGUUCAGGUUAAUGCCAAACUUGUCAUUUCUCAUGAAGAAGAGCUGUCUCCUCUGCACAAGGCGAUUCCUGCUGAUCCAGAGGAGAGGAAAAGGUAUAUGAUUCCAUGCCACUCGAAGGCAGCGCACUUUGACAUUGAGUGGGGAAAGGAGGAUGACUCCAGCCUUCUCAUAGGAAUAUAUGAGUAUGGUUAUGGCAGCUGGGAGAUGAUAAAGAUGGACCCGGACCUAAAUCUCACACACAAGCUACUUCCAGAUGAUCCUGACAAGAAGCCACAGGCCAAACAGCUACAGGCCAGAGCAGACUACCUCAUCAAAUUACUGAGCAAGGACUUGGCCAAAAAAGAAGCACAGAAACAAGCAGGAGGCGCAAAUUCACGAAAGAGGAAACCAAGAAGUAAAAAGAGCAAAGCUCUAAAGUCGACCAAGUCAGAUGAAGUAACAAAGAGCCCAUCUUCUGAUCUCCAGUCAGACAAGAGAUCAGAUGAUGAAGAUGAAAUCGACGAGGAGGAGGAGGACAAGGAGGUGAAGAUGUCCAGCAGAUGGGCCCGAGCAGACAAGAUGGUGGUGAAGGAGGAGAAAGAGGAGGAUCACGAAGAGGAUGAGCAGGAUGUUUUCUCAUCAGGGGAGAGGGAUGGCAAAGAAAAAGAACUAAAAAAAGAUGUAAAGAAAGAAAAGGAUGAAAGUUUUGACUUUAAAGACAUAAAAGAGUCCAAAGAAAAAAAAGAAAUCGUGGCUCUUCAAACAAAACACAGACAAGAGGAGGACGUAGAGAAGAAUGAAGUAAAACCUGAGGUACAAGACCGGAUAAAGAAAGCCUCAGACUUGUCUGUCCAUAAAGCAGCAGGUGUAGAAAAUAUGCCAGUAUCUGAGGAGUCUGAGGAGCUGGACCAGCGGACCUUCAGUGUGUGUAAAGAGAGGAUGCGGCCAGUGAAAGCUGCCCUGAAGCAGCUGGACCGGCCGGAGAAAGGGCUGUCAGAGCGCGAGCAGCUGGAACACACCAGACAAUGCCUCAUUAACAUUGGAGACCACAUCACAGAGUGCUUGAAGGAAUAUUCAAAUCCUGACCAGAUCAAGCAAUGGAGAAAAAAUCUGUGGAUAUUUGUUUCCAAAUUUACAGAGUUUGAUGCAAGAAAACUACAUAAACUGUAUAAGCACGCAAUCAAGAAAAGACAAGAAAACGCUCAGGCACUGGAGCAGAACACUAGAAAUCUAAACACACAAGGCUACAAACAUCUUGAUGUUGAGAGGUUGAAGGACAGCUCUCACCACGAUGACAGCAGCAGAGACAGCUACAGCUCCGACAGGCAUCAGCCUUCAGCUCGACACCACGAGAGCAGCAGCGGCAAGGAGAGGCACAGCUUCGAGUCCCACAAGAAGACCUCAGCGGGGGAGUCUAGGAAAAGACCGUACUCCUCCUUCAGCAACGGCAAAGACCACCGAGACAGAGACCACUAUAGAGCAGACAACAGGGACAGACAGGACAGAUAUCAUGACAGCAAACAGAGGAAAACGGAGGAAAAUCGCACCAGCAAAGACCAUCGGCUGGAACUUUCCCACCCAGACCACCGCUCGUCCUACCGCUACCACUCGGACUGGCAGGCGGACCUGCGAGUGUCGGGGGGCGGGGCCCGCUCUCCUUGUGACUCUCGCUCUCCAAUGGGCUAUCACUCGCCGUACGAAUACUCGUCGGACCACAGGAGCACGCCAGAGCAGAUCUGGAGCAGCCGCAAGACAUAGCAGCAGCUGCCUGGGUCUGCUCGCAGCAGCCAUAGACUCAGCUACACAGCAAAUGCCUUAAACGAACUGUGCACCCCAAACUUCACGCUGUUCGAAAGCACUGUGUGUCAGUCAGUUCAGCAUGACUGUUCAUUUCUUCACUUCAGCGACAGCAUGUGAGGACCCCAGAGACAGAAAAACACUUUACAAAGAAGUAGCUUCAAGCAGGCAGCGAAUAGAGAAAAACAAUCUAAAAUUACAUUUGUAUUUAAGAAUUUAAAAUUGUCGGCUCUGAAGCUGGCAACAGAUUUUUCUUUCUUUUGUUUUAAAUGCAGGGGAUGGGGGGGUUUGGACUUCUUUAAUGAACACAACAGACCCUGAAUGCUGCCCAACCCACGACACUGGAGACUGUCCUCAGUGCUUGUGUUUCUGUCACACCUAAUUAUGUGUAUUUAAACUGUUUACUCAAUAAGGACUCGCUCGUCACAGGAGCUGUGAAACACGGUGGUGCGUCUCGUUGACUACAGCGUGGACUCAGGCUCAACACCUGAAGUACCUCAUAUUCAUCAACUGUCAUCUCUUUAACAGGUUUUUAUUUCCCCCCAGCUCCCACCAGCGAAUUAUUUAAUAACAUAUCCUAGGUGUAAAAAUACAUAAUCUUGAAAUUUUUUCUUAUUUUUUAUUGUAAAAUAGUAAAUCAGUGUACUGUUUCCUCAGGCUUUUUGAAUUUAUGACUAUACUUUCCCUAUCAACUCAGGCUUUUUUGUCACUAUGUGAGUGAAUUUCCAUUUAAUAGUUUUUUUGGUUUCAUAAUAAUGCUCUCAGAAUGUAAUUUUUAAGGGAAAGUUGUUUUUUUAUUUACUUUUUUCACUAGUAAUUAGCUCUUCUGUUCAGUGUGUUAAAAUCAGUGGCUGGAGUCAGAUGUACAGUAUGAAUAUAAAGACAGUUGUCUUUCAGCCGAAGCACCUGAUAGAAUUAAAAUAAACUAAACUCUGCGUUUUUGUUUUUAUCUGUUGGUUACUUUUCAGUUUAAUUUACAUAUAGGCAAUAAUAAUGUCAAUGUUUCUAUGCAGCCAAGUAUAUUCUUUGUGAACCACCCAACUGAAUGAAGUCACUGUUAUGGUUCAAACUUGUAUAUAUAUUUUUUCUAUAUUUCCAAAUGAAUUUACACUGAAAGUGCAUGAAUUUUUAUGAAUUGUUUUAUAAAGUUCUUUAUAAAACUGCUAAAAUCAG
Messenger RNA from Austrofundulus limnaeus, 6973 nucleotides. RefSeq names its product chromodomain helicase DNA binding protein 1 (gene chd1). The record is from RefSeq and is a predicted model, not a curated record. The transcript has 36 exons. Gene Ontology annotation, biological process: nucleosome organization. NCBI's taxonomy places the organism in Eukaryota, Metazoa, Chordata, Actinopteri, Cyprinodontiformes, Rivulidae. Gene Ontology annotation, molecular function: chromatin binding; ATP hydrolysis activity; ATP binding. Gene Ontology annotation, cellular component: nucleus; chromatin. The coding region runs from base 443 to 5761 and encodes 1772 amino acids.